AAGGCAAAAUUAAGUGGAACCACGACGAUGUCAUGACGAUAUGUACUGGAUUAAUUUAUAGGGUACUACAUAAACAUUUGCGUGCGCACACUGCAGACAAUUCGCUCAAAUAGAAAAUUUGAAUUCAGUCGUCUGAAUAUGUUUCAAUGAAUGAGAGGUUGAUUUUAUCGACGCUAUGAUUAUCAUAGAACUGAAAAGACUGUUAAUUCUAUUGUACUUAAUAUGCAACGCGUAUGGAUGGAUGUGGACAUGCAAAAACAACACGAACUGUGUGCGAACCAAAGAGCAGACUACGUCCACGUACCCAUCAAUAGACACGUGCAAAUUAGUCUGCGGUGAUUACAGGUCGUUAUGGCCUCGUCCAAAUGGCCACGUUCGACUGGCUUACGAUUUAGAAUUAGUUAAUUAUAGUGAUUUGGAAUUCGUGCUUGCUGGUUCUGGGAAAGCACAGUCGUACUUGCAAAAACUAACAGAGUAUUUCCGCGAUCUCAUAAAUCUGAACAAGGUCAAGUGCAGUGAUCAGUACAAACAGCUCAGAAUUGUACUAGCACCUGUUUCAUUUGAUACCACCUUAAAUUUAGAGACUGCCGAAUCAUAUACUUUAAAAAUCCAAACGACAGGUAAUAUAGUAGAAGUAAACAUCCAAGGUCCAACUGUGUUUGGAGUGCGCCACGGCUUAGAAACUUUCUCCCAACUCAUCACAACUUUCAGCAACGGAGACGACAAUGUUUGUUUAGUUACAUUAAAGGAUGGAGAAAUCAAGGACGAACCUGUUUAUCCCCAUCGUGGUCUACUUAUAGACACAGCCAGGAACUACCAGACUGUCGACACAAUUAAAAGACACAUCGACGCAAUGGCGGCCUCCAAGUUGAACGUCCUCCACUGGCACAUCACCGACUCUCAAAGUUUCCCUUUGGUGUCUUCACGAAUGCCCAACAUGACCAAGUACGGAGCUUAUUCCAACGAACAAGUGUACAGCCAAGAGGCGGUUGAAGAUUUAAUGCAGUACGCCUUAAUAAGAGGAGUGAGAGUAGUACUGGAACUGGAUGCGCCAGCUCAUAUUGGAAGUGGAUGGCAGUGGGGACCCGAAGCUGGACUAGGAAAUUUAGGAGUCUGCAUCUUUCAGCAGCCUUGGAGAUCCUACUGUAUCCAGCCUCCGUGUGGCCAACUCAACCCGACUAAUCCGAAUGUUUAUUCGGUCUUGCAGGAGUUAUACAAGGAUUUCAUUGAAUUAAACCCAACCGCCGAUUUUUUCCACAUGGGAGGGGAUGAACUAUUUAUUCCAUGUUGGAAUGCCUCUAAAGAAAUAACCAAGUCAAUGCCAGGUAGGACUGAAAAAGAUUUCUUGGAUCUGUGGGCUUAUUUUCAAAAAAGGGCAUUAAAUAAUUAUGACAUUGCCAAAGGCAAUAAUAAGACAAAUGUGAUUGUUUGGACUAGUCAUUUAACCAAUCCGGCUUAUAUAAAAAAAUAUUUGCCACACGAGAGAUAUGUGAUUCAAACUUGGGUGCCAUCAGAUGACAAUUUGCCAAAACAACUCCUCAAUCUGGGCUACAGGUUAAUCAUUUCCACCAAAAACAAAUGGUAUUUAGACCAUGGUUUCUGGGGGAACACCAAUUAUUACAAUUGGAGAUCCGUAUACAACAACAGGAUUUUAAAGGAGAAAGGUGUUUUAGGAGGAGAAGUUUGUAUGUGGGGUGAAUUGGUUGACACCCAUAACGUUUUAACUCGUACCUGGCCCAGAGCAGCAGCUGCAGGUGAAAGGCUGUGGGCAAAUCCUGACGACACUUCGUUACAAGCCGAAAAUCGAUUUUUCACACAUAGAGAUAGACUAUUAUUCAGAAAAAUUAACGCUGAAGCAGUUGUGCCUCGAUGGUGUUCUCAAAACGAAGGCGAAUGCUCAACGUACUUAAGUUACUAUAAUUAAAUUAUAAUUAUGUUUAUUUUUAUUAAAAAAUAAAAGUUG
Molecule: messenger RNA, 1963 nt
Organism: Aethina tumida (small hive beetle)
Lineage: Eukaryota; Metazoa; Arthropoda; Insecta; Coleoptera; Nitidulidae
Gene: Hexo2
Product: chitooligosaccharidolytic beta-N-acetylglucosaminidase
Exons: 8
Coding region: 176-1924 (582 amino acids)
Biological process (GO): glycosaminoglycan metabolic process; ganglioside catabolic process; carbohydrate metabolic process
Cellular component (GO): membrane
Molecular function (GO): beta-N-acetylhexosaminidase activity
Source: RefSeq, a predicted model, not a curated record